UAAUUAGCUAACUGCCUCUCUUCCAGCAUCAUCAGUCUCCACCAUCACUUCUCUUCUCCUCAGGCUUAACGUACGCAAAACAGGAUUCUAUUGUCAUCUAUCUACGUAAAUCUAAUAUCUGAUACCAGUAUGUCUGACAAGAGCGAGCUGAAGGCUGAACUGGAGAGGAAGAAGCAACGGAUCGCCCAGAUUCGAGAGGAGAAGAAGAGAAAAGAGGAGGAGAAGAAAAAGAAGGAUGGAGACUCCAAGCGAGGAGCUGAGGCGGGUGGUGGUCAUGAAGACUCUGACCUGGAGAGGAAGAGGAGGGAGGCGGAGGCGCUGCUGCAGAGUGUCGGCAUCACCCCUGACAUACACCACGCUCAGGCCCUGAGGGUAGUAACAGAAGAUACAUGUCUGUUUCACUACCUAGUCCCCGCCCCCAUGUCUCCCUCCAACAAAUCAGUGGGCAGCGAUGCAGGAAGCCAAGACUCUGGGGAUGGAAACGCAGGACCAAGGACAUUGCAUUGGGACCCUGACCCCUCUACUCUGCAACUGCACUCCGACUCUGAGCUGAUGGGACGUGGAGCCGUGAGGCUGGGCAUGUCCAAAGUGACCCAGGUCGACUUUGCCCCGAAGGAAUUAGUAGCCUACUCCAAAGAAACACAGACGCCCACCGAGGCCCUGACGCACACCGAUCAAAAAGCAGAUGAGGAAGAGGAUGAGGAGAUAACUGCUCCCCCAACUGCAGAGGAUGCCCAGGAGGACAAAGGUGAACAUGGCGAUCAGCAAGACGAGGACACUCCCAAAGAGCUGACAGAAGAAGAGAAGCUGCAAGUCCUGCACUCCGAGGAAUUCCUGUCAUUUUUCGAACGAGGCAGCAGAAUCGUGGAGAGAGCUCUUGCUGAGCACGUGGACGUCUGCUUCGACUACAGCGGCAGAGACCUCGAGGACAAGGAAGGUGAUUUGCAAGCAGGUGCAAAGCUGGUUCUCAACAGACAGUUUGCAGAUGAGCGCUGGACUAAAAACAGAGUGGUCACCUGUCUCGACUGGUCACCUCAGUAUCCAGAGCUGCUGGUGGCCUCGUAUAACAACAAUGAGGAUGCUCCCCAUGAGCCGGAUGGAGUGGCACUGGUCUGGAACCUGAAGUACAAGAAGAACACACCCGAGUACAUCUUCCACUGCCAGUCAGAGGUGAUGUCAGCCGGGUUUGCAAAGUUCCACCCCAACCUGGUGGUGGGUGGGACAUACUCCGGACAGAUCGUCUUGUGGGACAACAGGAGCAACAAGCGCACCCCUGUUCAGAGAACUCCUCUGUCUGCAUCUGCACACACACACCCAGUUUACUGUGUGAACGUGGUAGGAACCCAAAAUGCUAACAACCUGAUCAGCAUUUCCACCGACGGCAAGAUGUGCUCCUGGAGCCUCGACAUGCUCUCCCAGCCACAGGACAGUCUGGAGCUGGUCUUCAAACAGAGCAAAGCGGUGGCUGUCACCUCCAUGGCCUUCCCUCUGGGCGAUGUGAACAACUUUGUGGUGGGGAGCGAGGACGGCUCGGUCUACACAGCCUGUCGCCACGGGAGUAAGGCGGGCAUCACUGAGGUGUUUGAGGGCCAUCAUGGUCCGGUGACCGGGCUGAGCUGUCACAGUGCUGGAGGACCCGUUGACUUCUCUCAUCUCUUCAUCUCCUCCUCUUUUGACUGGACUGUCAAACUCUGGAGCACUAAGAGCACCCGCCCGUUGUACUCGUUCGAAGACAGUUGUGACUACGUCUAUGACGCCAUGUGGUCUCCAACACACCCGGCUCUGUUUGCUUGCGUGGACCUGGCCGGACGCCUGGACCUGUGGAACCUCAAUAAUGAUACCGAGGUUCCCACCGCCAGCGUGUAUGUGGAGGGCGCUCCAGCACUGAACCGCGUUAGAUGGGCUCACUCCGGUAAAGAGAUUGCCACCGGGGACUCGGAGGGGCAGGUGCAGGUCUACGACGUAGGGGAGCAAAUAUGCGUGCCUAAGGCCGACGAGUGGACGCGCUUUGUCAGGACGCUGGCUGAGAUCAAUGAGAGCCGAGACGAAGCCGAGGAACUGGCCAACGUCUGAUGCUGCAAACGCUGCACCGACGACCGCUCAUACAUUUCUCUCUAGUACACUACGCCACCUAUAGCACACUACCCGACACUGCCAGAGGAGCAGCGCUCUCCUCUCUGUGGCUUCCAGCUUUUCCACCUACUACUACAUGGAUUGGCCUGAGGAGAUUUGCAGAGCUAGAAUGGAUAGAAAAGACCCGUUGAUGUGUUUUUGAAUGUGAGAGUUUUAGAGUACAUUUGAAGGGACGAUGGAUGUCAUGUGUAGCAGUAGUAGUACAGCAACCACAGUUUAAGUGGUUGAAAGUUAAACUUGCAAAGGAAUACAGGGAAGUGAUUUUCAGCACAGAUGUGACUUCUAGCUUUGAGAACAUCCUCAGGGUUUUCAGAAACUGCUCUUCUCCUCAGGCCUCAACCAACUCAGCCCUUUUUUAAAUAUGCAAACCUUUGUACUUGCACCUUUUUAUUACCAUUUGAGUGUUUUUACAUGUUUUAAUAUUUUCGGGACACGCUUGUGCACAUGGCUGUCUAAGUAAUUCAGCAGAGCUGAAAGAAAAGCUGACAUAUCUCUAUCAGAUCCUCUUUAUCCUCAGCAGCACUUGAAUUUGAUGACUAACAGCUAAUGUGCUCACACAUGCGACCUCUGGCCUGUGCGGAAGUGUGUCAUUCUUACAUUCCAACCACUACAAUAUUUAAUAUUUAUUCUGGUGGUUGCACUUAUUUAAAUAUUUUGUGUAUCGUUUAAAAAAAAUGCUGCUUUGUACUAAAUGCUUUAGUACAUUACUAAGAUUAGCACUGCAAGCUUUUUACCAGGCAAAAAUCUGUUCCUAUACUUGCCUUGACUCUAUUGACACUAGUAUAAUUUAAAGGUGAUUUCUGUACCAAAGGUUACUGUUUUAUACUCUGUACCUGUGUAAUGAGUAGUAGAACAGUUUCCUGACUUGUCCUCUUUAUGAGGAUCCAAAUAAACUACAUUUAGAUUUAACAGGAGGUGCAAAGCUGAGGUUGGAAACUAGUUUACCCUUUACCACAGAACAUAAAUGAGUUUUAUUCUUUUCCUUUUCCAUCCAGUCGUUACCUCCCUCCAGGAUGCAGCAGUCCGACCUCAGCAGACUCAAACGCUUUCUCUUUAAUGUUUAAAAUGAGCUAAGAAUGCACUGUUGCAACCAUAUUUGAUAUGACAUGAACAAGAUCAGUAUUCUCUGCAUAUACAUAUUGUACUGUACGCUUUCCUGCUGUUCCUGAUACAGUUAAUGGUUGCACUUUUCCAUUGGAAUAAAACUCAAAGUCAGUUGGUAAAAUUAAAA
Molecule: messenger RNA, 3364 nt
Organism: Anarrhichthys ocellatus (wolf-eel)
Lineage: Eukaryota; Metazoa; Chordata; Actinopteri; Perciformes; Anarhichadidae
Product: cytoplasmic dynein 1 intermediate chain 2-like
Exons: 17
Coding region: 130-2073 (647 amino acids)
Biological process (GO): transport along microtubule
Cellular component (GO): cytoplasmic dynein complex
Molecular function (GO): dynein heavy chain binding; dynein light chain binding
Source: RefSeq, a predicted model, not a curated record